CGGUGAUUAAGGGCGUUAAUUAGUUUAUGCGUGUAUUUGAUGGUGUGUGGUUCAGACGCCGCUUUUGCGAACGCAUUUUGUUGCAAAAAUGAGUGGUGGAGGAGGAACCCCUUACAUUGGCAGUAAGAUAAGUUUAAUAUCAAAGGCACAGAUUCGCUAUGAGGGUAUAUUGUCCUCUGUCGACACGGAGAGGUCGACGGUUGCCUUAGCCAAAGUUAAAUCCUAUGGCACAGAGGACCGGCACACAGACAGACCAGUGCCACCCAAAGAUGAAAUUUAUGAGUACAUAAUCUUCAGAGGCAGCGACAUUAAAGACAUCACAGUGUCAGAACCACCAAAACCACAUCAUGGGCUGCCUCGUGACCCAGCUAUUGUACAGGUGUGUGGCUCAGAGAGGUCAUCUAUUGGCAACCCCUCUGCUGCUUAUCACCCACGCUGGAGUCCAUACAGAGACAUGAUGCCCACCUACAACCAGCUGGCUGCUAGUUCUCUACUGAACCAGCAGUACAACGCAGCCCUGGGUCUAGGACUCCACGGCAUCCCUGCCAGAAGAGCUCCCAUGGUGGAGCAGGCUGUCCAGACUGUACCACAGACCAGCACUGCCCAGAAAAGAGGGAAGACUGUAACCCAGCCACAAGGCAAACAGCCUACACGUCCCAGCCAGCGAUCCACCCGGGCUGGUUCCCAGGCUCAGAAAGAGAAUUUACCCACCAGUCGGGCCCUAUCUCAGCCAAGUGUCACCAAGACUCAAGGUCAAGGAACAGAGAUUCCAAAACAAAGGCAAAAACAAGGCAGUCGCAGGCCUAGAAAUCGAAGCAGAGGCCAACUUCUUGUGAAAAACUCGAAGGCUUCAACCUUGCAGUUUGAGUCUGAUUUUGAUUUUGAAACUGCAAAUGCUCAGUUUAAAGAUGACCUUACAAAGGAGGUUGUAGUUGAAAAUGUGGAUUCCGGGGAGGUCCAGGAAGGCCAGGUCAUGCUAGAGGAGGAAACACUGGGUGACAAGUACUACGACAAAGCAAAAUGCUUCUUUGACAACAUCUCAUCAGACCUCAAACCCAGGAGAACCACCUGGGCCGAGGAGAAAAAGCUUAACAUGGAAACCUUUGGAGUCCCAGGUCGCUUCCUUAGAGGCAGAGGAUUCAGGGGCCGAGGCCGUAGCGGGCAGAGCACAACUGACCAACGGACCCUCCCAAAAAUAGGCAGUGGGAGGGUGUGAAGUCAUUUUUCUUAUUUUUUCUGUAAAUAUUGUAGUUUUCUACUUAUUUAAAAAAAAAUACUCCCUUCUCCCCAUUUGAAGAUUUCAAGGAUAAUAUGAUUUUGUUUUGUUUCAGAGAUUUAAAUUAAGAUAAUUCUGAACUUUAAAGAAGUGUUCUAUGAAUUGGGAGAGCCAUUUGUUAAAAAUAACAGCUGUAUGCUGGAAUCAUAUUCACUGGUAAUGAUUUGGUUAAAUCCAAUAUAAAUUUAUCCCUUUAAUAGGCCACUAGGCACACUAUUUAGUUUUGUUGGUUAUUGUAUUUAUUUCUUGACUGUCAAAUGUAACUCCAAAUAGUUUUUGGAGGACAGCAGUUUAUUUUUUUUCCCCAAAACGUAAAUCAAGAAACUGUGUUGGACUCUUAACAGUUGCUAUUAAAUGAUUAACAGAG
This is a messenger RNA of Cheilinus undulatus (humphead wrasse), 1643 nucleotides long. RefSeq names its product protein LSM14 homolog B-like. The transcript is spliced from 8 exons. Gene Ontology annotation, molecular function: mRNA binding. Bases 89 to 1216 code for a protein of 375 amino acids. The record is from RefSeq and is a predicted model, not a curated record. Lineage: Eukaryota; Metazoa; Chordata; Actinopteri; Labriformes; Labridae.